UUCAAAGGACAGGGGUUACAGCGAACAUCUGUGCAUUAUUUUUGGAGAAAAACAACACGUAGCAUUUACAAAUAUUUUAAUAUUUGUCACGGAAAAAACUUAUGUAAAAGAAUUGCGCUGUUUACCACGAUCAUGGAAAGCCCCUACGUGACAAUUACGAGAAUAUCACUGCUGCUGGCCCUGAUAUUAACAGUGGCGUCCCAUGAAGCCAAAGAUUUUGACGAUUCAAUUUUGUACAAAAUUGAUUUUGAAGUGCCGGAGUUGAUUGGACAGCCGGAUUUGGGCAAUCAGCUACGAACUUUCUACACACCGGACAAGGAGAAAUACGAUUGUCUGAUUCCCACUUUGGAGCGUCAGAAAGAAGAGGAAAAGUCCGACAAGCCGGAGUUUUCUCCCAUCAGCUUGCUGCAGCCCAUUUUCUCCGCCUUGACCUGCACGUACCGCAUCGAAGCCUAUUGGUCCUAUGAGAUCUGCCAUGGCCACCAUGUGCGUCAGUAUCAUGAAGAACGUGAGGGAAAGAACGUCAAGUUCCAGGAGUACUACCUGGGCAAAUGGACCGAUGACAAGACCGAGUUGCUGACCAAAGCCUGGGAAGCUGACCAGAAGGCGGGCGUUAAACCAAAGUACAAGAGCCUCAAGAUCGAUAACACUCGGUAUCCCUACUUCGAGAUGGAAUACAGCGAUGGCACAAUGUGUGACAUUAUUGACUCUCCGCGCACCACGAUGGUGCGUUAUGUGUGCUAUCCCCACGGCAAGGAUGACGUCUACUCCUUCAAGGAGACCUCCUCCUGCAAUUACGAGGCCAUUAUACUCUCCUCGUCGCUGUGCGUUAUCCCUGGUUUUCACGCCGAGGAAACCAAAGAGCUGUCCAUACAAUGCUUCAACUCCGAGUCGGAGCCGCACAGACCGUUGAGCAUGCUGCGAUCGGAGUUAAGUGAGUGGGCUGAAUCCGAAGCGGACUUGUUGGUUUCCAAGGAAAAGGAAGGCAAGGCCCCGGCCAAAAUGUGGCCCAAGGCGGAUGGCGAUAUGGUUACCUUCAAGUACAGCGGCGACAUGGACAAAAUCAUACUGGAGCUCAUUGGUAAUGGAGACCUCGAGGGGGACAGCGAUUAUCAGCAACUUUUGCUGAACAGAGCAGCUGCUGGAACAGGGCCCACACCCAUCACCGAUCUGACGCCCAUAAGGGACUUCAUUUCGGGCAAGAACUGUCUAACUGGGGGAAACGGCUGGUGGAAGUACGAGUUUUGCUACGGACGACAUGUGCGUCAGUUCCACAAGGACAAAAACAACGAAGUUGAGCUCUUCCUGGGCUAUUUCUCAGAGGAAGCUCAUCGUGCCUGGGCCAAUUCCAAUCCGGAUAAGGGAGCCCGCCGUUCCGGGUUCUCGUCAUCCAUCUGGCACCAUUACGGGCAGGGCACCCACUGCGACCGCACUGGUGAGGCCCGCGAAGUGGAUGUGAAAUUGACCUGCACUCCUGUUACCAGCAGCGGCACUGCCGUGUCCAUGUAUCUGCUGGAGCCGAAGACGUGCCAGUACAUCUUGGUUGUAGAGUCGCCCACUAUUUGUGAUCUCAUGCAUUACGCGGACUCCCACGGCCUGGUCAAAAGUGAGAAUCUGCAGAAGGUUCUGGGCAGCGAGAAAUCGUCUUCGACGACUACCGCUCCCGCGCCCAUUCCCAGCCCAGAGGAAGAGAUCCGCUCUUAGGCUGUCCUGGUGUUCCAACUCUAGUGAAUUCUGUACUUUUAAAUACAUUGAUUGUAAUUUUAA
Drosophila elegans is the source of this 1767-nucleotide messenger RNA. RefSeq names its product endoplasmic reticulum lectin 1. Lineage: Eukaryota; Metazoa; Arthropoda; Insecta; Diptera; Drosophilidae. The record is from RefSeq and is a predicted model, not a curated record. The coding region runs from base 133 to 1704 and encodes 523 amino acids. The transcript has 4 exons. Gene Ontology annotation, cellular component: endoplasmic reticulum lumen. Gene Ontology annotation, biological process: retrograde protein transport, ER to cytosol; endoplasmic reticulum unfolded protein response.